Messenger RNA from Bipolaris maydis ATCC 48331, 354 nucleotides. RefSeq lists its product as uncharacterized. NCBI's taxonomy places the organism in Eukaryota, Fungi, Ascomycota, Dothideomycetes, Pleosporales, Pleosporaceae. The record is from RefSeq and is a predicted model, not a curated record.
AUGUUCUUCUUCUUCACCUGCGGAACACACACCUUCACCUCCCCUCUCAAAGGCGCAGAGAAUGUCAUUGCGCAAUGCCAAAACUGCGGCAACGGUCAUCGAACAGCCGUUAUGAAGCGCUGGGAGUGGUUUACCUUCUGCUUCAUCCCCGUUAUCCCCUUCUCGCUUAAACCAUACAAGGAGGUCGGCUGCGGUAUUUGCCACUUUUGGCAAGACAUAAAGUAUCGCCCAGAUGUGUUGCAGCAGAUGGAGCAGGGCUAUGGGGGCCAGGGUCAAGGCGGGCCGGCGAUUAUGAUGGGUGGGAAUGGUGGGGGGCAGGGACCUCCACCUCAGGGCGUACCGCAGUAUAAGUAA